AUGCAGCAACAGCAGCUGCAGCAGCAACUGCAGCAGCAGCUGCAGCAGCACAUUCAGCAGCAGCAGCUGCAGCUGCAGCAGCACCAACUGCAGCAGCUUCAGCAGCAGCCGCAUAUGCCGCAGCAGCCGCACAUGCCGCAGCACCAGCACCUGCAGCAAGAGCUGCAGGAUCAGCAGCAGCAGCAGCAGCAGUUGCUGCCUGCUGCUGGCCAGGGCCCAUCUCAGCGAUCUGGGCCGUUGCGAGGGGAGCUGCCCGUCGAAGACCCUCAGCAGCAGCAGCAGCAGCAGCAGCAGCAGCAGCAGCAGCAGCAGCUGCCGCCGCCGCCCCCGCCGCAGCAGGCGGCGCAGCACGUGGGGGCGCCGCCGCCGCCGCAGCCGCCGCCGCCGCCGCCGCACCAGCAGCAGCACCAGCAGCAGCAGCAGCAGCAGCAGCAGCAGCAGCAGGAAAGGAUUUGCCAACUAGUUUUGGAUCUUUCCGUAGCAGCAAAAAGAGAAUUUGCUCUUCUCGAACUUUCCAAAAGAAGAGAAACUUAUCCGGACUUGGCGCCGCUGCUGUGGCACUCUUUCGGGACCAUGGCGGCCAUUUUGCAGGAAAUCAUUUCCGCCUAUCCUUUUUUGUCCCCCCCCUCCUUGACCACCCAGGCCUCAAAUAGGGUUUGCAACUCUUUGGCUUUGCUGCAGUGUGUUGCUUCUCACCAGGAGACGCGGCAGCUGCUGCUGAAUGCGCACAUUCCCUUGUUUUUGUAUCCGUUUUUAAACACUGUUUCGAAAACAAGACCUUUUGAAUAUUUGCGACUCACUUGUUUGGGGGUUAUUGGGGCCCUCGUGAAGGCCGACGACCCUUCGGUGGUUUCCUUUUUGCUGCAAACGGAAAUAGUGCCUUUGUGUCUCCGCAUCAUGGAAACUGGCUCCGAACUCUCCAAAACCGUGGCGACGUUCAUAGUGCAGAAGGUGCUGCUGGACGAAGUGGGACUUUCUUACAUUUGCGCAACAGCAGAAAGGUUUUAUGCUGUCUCUACAGUUCUUUGCAACAUGGUCACGGGGGUGGUGGAUUGUCCUUCCAACCGCCUCCUCAAACACGUCGUCAGGUGCUAUCUCCGGUUGUCGGAUAACUCGAGGGCGCGAGAGGCUUUAAGACAGUGUCUUCCAGAUGCUCUCAAGAACCCGGAGCUGCACGCGAGUCUUAAAGAUGAUCCUGCAACGAAGAAGUGGCUGAUGCAGCUGCUGCAUGCAGUGUCGAGUCCCCCGCAGCAGCAGCAGCAGCAGCAGCAGAUUCAGCAACAGCAGCAGCUGCAGCAGUAG
Eimeria tenella is the source of this 1302-nucleotide messenger RNA. RefSeq names its product cell differentiation protein rcd1, putative. NCBI's taxonomy places the organism in Eukaryota, Apicomplexa, Conoidasida, Eucoccidiorida, Eimeriidae. Gene Ontology annotation, biological process: mRNA catabolic process; negative regulation of translation. The transcript is spliced from 7 exons. Gene Ontology annotation, cellular component: P-body; CCR4-NOT complex; CCR4-NOT core complex. Bases 1 to 1302 code for a protein of 433 amino acids. The record is from RefSeq and is a predicted model, not a curated record.